Molecule: messenger RNA, 1005 nt
Organism: Cottoperca gobio
Lineage: Eukaryota; Metazoa; Chordata; Actinopteri; Perciformes; Bovichtidae
Gene: spdef
Product: SAM pointed domain containing ets transcription factor
Exons: 5
Coding region: 1-1005 (334 amino acids)
Biological process (GO): regulation of transcription by RNA polymerase II; cell differentiation
Cellular component (GO): nucleus
Molecular function (GO): DNA-binding transcription factor activity, RNA polymerase II-specific; sequence-specific DNA binding
Source: RefSeq, a predicted model, not a curated record
AUGUCGAAUCCAGUGGGCAGUUUAUCGGUAGAUACAGUGUAUGGAUGCCACAUCGGGAUGACAGAGGACUCCCUCUCCAUCCUGGAGCGAAACAGAGUCUCCGGAGAACCCUGGGACAUGGAGGAGCACAAACCCGGCGUGGAAAGCCCCGAGCGUGGUGUGUCGGGCCUCUACCUGUCAUGCUUCGACAUGCUCCUCACAGAAGACGCCACCUGGCUGGUGAAGGUUUCAGAGGCUUCACCAACGCAGGAUGAGCCCAUGACUCGCAUGGAGCCCCAAGAGGAACCAGAGCAGUGCCCCGUCAUUGACAGCCAGGAACAGGGACACUCUCCUGGGCUGGAGGGGCAGGAGGAGGAGCGGUCUCUGGAGCAGGUGCAGAGCAUGGUGGUGGGAGAAGUGCUGAAGGACAUUGAAACAGCCUGCAAACUGCUCAAUAUCACCCCAGACCCUAUAGAGUGGAACACAGGAAAUGUCCAGAAGUGGCUGCUGUGGACCGAACAUCUGUACAGGUUGCCCCAUGCAGGAAAGGCCUUCCAGGAUCUGACAGGAAAGGAUCUGUGUGCCAUGAGCGAGGAGGAGUUUCACCAGCGCUCGCCGCAGUGUGGAGACACGCUCCAUGCACACCUGGAUAUAUGGAAGUCAGCUGCUUGGAUGAAAGAGAGGUGUUCAGUUGGAGAUACAAAAACUACAGACGGCGAGGAUCUUUGGUCCGAGGCAGAUUCAUCUUGUUCCGGUCAGCCCAUUCAUCUGUGGCAGUUCCUCAGAGAACUCCUGCUCAAACCUCACAACUAUGGCCGCUGCAUUCGCUGGCUUAAUAAAGAAAAAGGUAUUUUUAAAAUUGAAGACUCGGCUCAUGUCGCGAGACUGUGGGGACUCAGAAAGAACCGACCUGCAAUGAACUAUGACAAGCUGAGCCGCUCCAUACGUCAAUACUACAAGAAGGGCAUCAUCCGCAAGCCUGACGUGUCUCAGAGACUGGUGUACCAGUUUGUUCACCCAGUAUGA